Messenger RNA from Trichoderma harzianum CBS 226.95, 1651 nucleotides. RefSeq lists its product as hypothetical. Gene Ontology annotation, molecular function: alcohol dehydrogenase (NADP+) activity; zinc ion binding. The transcript is spliced from 2 exons. The coding region runs from base 374 to 1522 and encodes 382 amino acids. The record is from RefSeq and is a predicted model, not a curated record. Gene Ontology annotation, biological process: alcohol metabolic process. Lineage: Eukaryota; Fungi; Ascomycota; Sordariomycetes; Hypocreales; Hypocreaceae.
GUCGACGCCAAAGAGGCAGGAAACUCUCUUUUGGCCCCAGAAAAUGCCAGACUAGGUCCGAAGAACUAUCGAUUCUAACGCCGAUGAUGUCGCUUGCCGGCAGUCUAGGGCUCGGAAUCGGCAACGCGGUUCCUUGGUAAUUGGCCACAAGCCGGGGCACUAUCUGGAAACUAUCCGCCCGAGCUGUCCGUUUGGCCUUUCCUAAAUUGCCCUUUCGAGUUAAUGAUGUAAUGAGGGGAGGGUCUCUUGGAAAUGGAUAUAAGGGCUCAGCCGCGCAAGCUGUUCAGAGCUGAAAAGAAAAUAGAGAGAAGGUGUCAGUAAAGGUAGAAGAACAUAUCUUCUCUCAAUUGCAAUUUGAAAUUCCAUCGCAAAUAUGGCUUCCAACGAGAACAAGUUUGAGGGAUGGGUUGCUCUAGACAAGGACUCUGUCGAGGGCAAGAUGGUCUGGCAGGAGUACGAAGUUAAGCCCUGGGAAGAAACAGACAUCGACAUUAAAAUCUCACACUGCGGUAUCUGCGGCACAGAUCUGCAUAAGCUCCGAUCUGGCUGGGGUCCGACUGCGUAUCCCGUCGUCGUCGGCCAUGAGAUUGUCGGCACGGCCGUGCGAGUCGGCAAGGAGGCCGCCGCCCAGACCGGCAUCAAGGUCGGCGAUCGGGUCGGCGUGGGCGCGCAAAACGACUCGUGCCAGUGCCGUAAGCCGCCGCAGACCGUCGAGGACCACUCCGACUGCGAGGCUUGUGCAUCCGGCAACGAGGUUUACUGCCCGCGGUCGACAACGACGUACGGCGCCAAGUAUCUCACCGCUGCUGGCGGGAAGAGCAUGGGCGGCUAUGCUCGGUUCCAUCGAUGCCCGGCCAAGUUCGCCUUCAAGAUCCCCGACAACCUCCCGAGCGAGCAUGCCGCGCCCAUGAUGUGUGCGGGCGUGACGGUCUUCUCACCGCUUGCGCACUUUGGAAACCGUGGUGAGGGUCCUCUCGACCAGCGACUUAAGGGCAUGUCUGUUGGCGUCCUCGGAGUCGGCGGCUUGGGCCACUUUGGCAUCUUAUUCGCCAAGGCCAUGGGCGCCGAUCGAAUCGUAGCCGUGUCUCGUCGCUCGGACAAGCGAGCAGACGCUCUGGCUCUGGGAGCAGACGAAUACAUUGCCACGGCCGAAGAAGAAGGAUGGGCAAAGAAGCACGCCCGAACUCUCAACCUCAUCAUCUGCUCCAUCUCCAGCUCCAACAUGCCCCUGACCGAGUACAUUGGCCUGCUCAAGCGGGAAGGUAUUUUCUGCCAACUCGGUCUUCCGGAUGAUGGACAAUUCAAGGUUGGUGCUGGAACGAUUUGCGCGGGCCGCCGAUCGUUGACUGGAAGCUUCAUGGGUUCACCUCACGAGAUCCGCGAGAUGCUGCAGCUUGCUGCCGACAAGGGGAUCAAGCCGUGGGUUGAGCAGUGGCCGAUGAGCGAAGCUAACCGUGCCAUUGUCGAUAUGGAUCUCGGAAAGGCAAAGUACCGAUACGUCUUGGUGAACAAUGACCAGUAAAAUGCGAACUACCCAUUACGACCCUGGUGGUCGGUAAUACGAGAUGCGGAAUGAAGGAAUGAAAAAGGAGUUUCGAGUGUGUAUAUAUCAAUACCGUAGUAUCUCUAAAAGAAAAUGAUUGAAAAGUAG